CCUCAUCCGUCAUCGCUCUCGGGUACCUCUAGCUCAGAAUGGAGAAUGUUCGAUCGAUACCAGUGCCAAAAAUCGUCGAAGAGCUGCUCAACACGCGCAAACCAACCCGAAUCGCGGUCUUCGUCCGCGCUAAAUCGCCUUUAUAUCCCCUUCUACCCGACCAGGUCGUCAGAACCGCAUGCUCUACCCUCGGUGUUUCCGCUGGUGACAGCCACCCAACGCCUCUGGUCGUCGAAAAAUGGGACAGACUGGAUGUCCUCGCCUUCGACGUCUUCCAUGCCGCCUACAACCCGUCUACCGCACACCACGAAGCCAGCUUGCCCGUCGUACUCGUCGACUACGGCAAGCGAUACUCGGUAGUCAAAGCAGCAGGGCCCGACUUCCAGAAGGAAGUCAACGUCGCUGUCGCAAGGGAGCAUAACCUGAAUGGGUGGGACGCAAGGCCGCCCUACGUUGUCGAUCACACCGGGACGAAAGUCCCAACGUACCCCAAUCCCCGGGAUCUGAUUACAUUGCGGUCGAAGUCGGCAGUGCAGUCUCCUUGACUGGAGUCAGGGCAUGUCGCCUCGACGGUUACCUUGACGCCCCCUGUUAAGAGAUCGCUGCACCCCCAUAUAA
This is a messenger RNA of Trematosphaeria pertusa, 618 nucleotides long. RefSeq lists its product as uncharacterized. The coding region runs from base 39 to 545 and encodes 168 amino acids. NCBI's taxonomy places the organism in Eukaryota, Fungi, Ascomycota, Dothideomycetes, Pleosporales, Trematosphaeriaceae. The transcript is spliced from 2 exons. The record is from RefSeq and is a predicted model, not a curated record.